CUAUGGAGGAUGCUUUCCGCCCCGGGGGCCUCCUCUUCCUGCGCUCCUAUUGGCCCCCGUUGAGCCACUGCCGUGGUGACGUCAGGCCCCGCCGCCCCUGCAGCGCUGAAUGGACCUAGCAGCCUGUCUGAUUCACUCCAAAACAGCUCAGCACGGCACGGACAUCAUCCCGGGAAUAGAGACCGUACAGGGAUAGAGGCUUGGCGGGACAGCGAGGAGAGCUCAGCCUGCAGAGAGGAGAGAGGCCUCAACAUCAGCAUCAUCAUAUACUUUUUUUUCUCCAAAAGACAGGACGGGGAGUGCGCCCACCGUGUUGCGGGUGUAUGUGCGUGCGUUUGUCUCCCGGUUUGGAUCACGAUGAUGCAAAGUGCGGCGGUCCUACCGACAGAGAGUCCUGUAAAGAGUUUACCGGAGAUUCUCGGAGUGCCACUGCAACAGAUCCCUCAGUGUGCCGGCUGUAGUCAACACAUCCUGGACAAGUUCAUCCUGAAGGUGCUGGACAGACACUGGCACUCCAAGUGCCUCAAGUGCGCCGACUGUCAGACUCCGCUGGCGGACAAAUGCUUCUCCCGGGCAGGGAGCGUCUACUGCAAGGAGGAUUUCUUCAAGCGUUUUGGAACAAAAUGUGCAUCAUGCCAACAAGGGAUCCCUCCAACGCAGGUUGUGCGGAAGGCACAGGACUUUGUGUAUCACCUCCACUGCUUUGCCUGCGUCAUGUGCAGCCGACAACUGGCCACCGGGGACGAGUUUUACCUAAUGGAGGAUGGGAGGCUUGUGUGCAAGGUGGAUUAUGAGACUGCAAAACAAAAUGAUGAUUCAGAGGCGGGGACCAAGCGACCGAGGACCACCAUCACGGCCAAGCAGCUAGAGACCCUCAAAAGUGCCUACAAAAACUCGCCGAAGCCGGCACGCCACGUCAGAGAGCAGCUGUCCUCAGAGACGGGGCUGGACAUGAGAGUAGUUCAGGUGUGGUUCCAGAACCGGCGAGCAAAGGAAAAGCGUCUGAAGAAAGAUGCAGGUCGACAUCGCUGGACUCAGUUUUAUAAAAGUGUCAAACGCAGCCGAGGAGGAACUAAAGUGGAGAAGGAAAGCUCAGCCGACGACGCAGGACUCAGUGACAGUGAACUGAGCUUCAGAGACGACCAGGUACUGUCAGAUCUCGGCCACACCAACGGGCUUUACGGGAGUGUCGGUGACGUGACCAACAGUGCGGUGCUGAAUGGCGGCUUCUCUGUCGACGCGGCGGGACAACCCUACCACGACAUCCGAGCAGGGAGCCCCUAUGGUCUUCCUCAGUCGCCCUCUUCCAUUACCUCUCUGCCCGGCCACACCCCUCUCCUUAACAACUUGGGCUUCAGCAUGGACAGUCUGGUGGUGCAGGGCGGGCCGGGCGGCGUGGGACAGGCACUGAGGGCCAUGGCAGGGGGCCCAACUUCAGACCUAUCCACAGGCAGCAGUACAGGAUACCCUGACUUCCCCACCAGCCCCGCCUCAUGGCUGGACGAGAUGGACCAUUCCCAGUUUUGAAUCUAGAACACGGCGUUGUGAGUGUACGACAAAACAGACUUUCACAAGGCUUUAUACAUUUCUUUCUAUCACCCUCCAAGACUGGUAUGUUUUGUGGUUUUGGGGCGAAGAGGAGAAGAAAGUAAGAAGAAGUGUGACUCUCAGUCCCUCAGCAGUCAUAAUGGUGAGGUAACAACCGGGUCGAGCUGUGUAGUCGGAACAAAGUGUGACGAACACCUCCACACCACUGAAUGUUCAAUAUCAACACUGUAACAUACAAUUUUUGGUAUCACUUGACUUUAUUUUGUUCUUACACUCCAAGAAUGAGACUGAAUGUCGGUGGAAGGGAGGGUAAUAUUGUCUCCCAAAAUAAACCAUCCCUGUCUAACAGCUACAACAAUAGGGCUACAUUCUCGAUCAAAGUCCCACGAGACCCAGGAGGCACCUGCAUGCUUCUGAUUCAUAAUGAGUAGGACUGCUGUUGGGCCAUAUCAAAGCCUAUUACAUUGGCAAUGCACUUUACUCUCCUCUUCUUUUUCUACACAUAUGGAGAGGAAUGCAGAAAGAGGAAGAGAGAGAAAGAGGAGAGACAUAUGCACAAGGCAAAAACACAGUGUUUCAUUGGGAGAGAAAUUUACAAGAACAGUGGCACAAGUGUAAAUUUUGAACCAUGCUGAUGUUUUUUAAUGUAUUGCUGAAACUUAAAAGUUAUUAGGAAGUAGAUGGCGGUUGGUCUGUCUAACGUCCGUCUGUCCAUUGAAACUGACAUCUCCUCUGUUUGAAUGAGGGCAAACACUGUUUACUACACAGCAGGCCUCUCUUCUAUAUUUAUAAGUGCUUGACUUGUUCUUGUCUCUGUAAAAGCUGUCUGAGAACGGACGUCUGUCAGUAUUAAAUUAUCUGUUUCCAGACUCACCAGGCAUCCAAGCUUAUGUGUUGGAGGACAGUCAAGAAAACUAGGGUUUUGGAGAGAUUCUCUUAACCAUUCUAGUAAUAUAUCACACAUCUAAAUUAUUAAUUCAUUUCUUUGAAUGCACAGACGUAAGACGAGUAGAUAUCCAUUUAUAAGACAUGCAGAUUCUUUUGCAGAUAUUAGUGACCAAAUUAAGUGGUUAGGCAAAUACAAAAUAUUCAAAACACCAACAAGUAUUAGCAGGACCACAGAUAAAAAGUCCCUUUGUUUUGGCUCUUCUGUUUCCUCAGCCUGAUCCAGGCUUCUCUUCGGUAAUCUACUCAGUCCAGCAGAGCUCUAGCUUUGCCUGCUAUCAACCUACUUACUGACCCCAGAUGUGUUGUCAAUCUGUUCUCCCUCUGCCUGGCCUCCAUAUCAUAGGGAUUACCACAGAGCCCCCCACGAUCAGGGCUGAUACCCUACUGUCGCUUCAGUGCUGGCAUGACCGCUAGGCUGAUAUUUUUAUUACUGUACAGUUCAGGCCACAUCAGCUAAAUUCCCCCUUCUUCUAAAAGUUUGAUUUGACCUGUUGAGCAUGUCAAAACGAAGUUUUAAUCUGGGGGAAGGUUUGCUUAAAAUCACAUCCCUACUCUUAUUUCUGUUUUGUCAAUUGAAAAAAAGAAAUCAAUCUGUGUGGUCACCUUUUUGUGAAAAAAUGCCAAGUUCUUUUUUUACUAGAGCAUCCUGUUUAAGAGCCAGAAAGCAAAUCAACAAACAAAAAGUAAAUCGGCUAACACUUUGGAUUACAGCCCGCAAAUUUCAUCAUAAUUAUCUAGUAAAUACUUGGUAUUAAUGGGAUACUUACCGUAUGGCUAAACUGGCCUUAAAAUAUAAGUGCAGGGGAAGAUGACAAUAGUUUAGGAAUAUUUCAAUGACAUUAGUUGUGGUUUAUUUUAUUAAAAGAAAAGUUAAGAGUUUAAAAUAUGAAGUCUAGUGUACAUUAUUGUUUCAGGGGAACAAAACAUUAGUUUUUUAUAACAAGCUAAGUACCUACAGUAUAAUACAUUUGUAAUGUGUUAAUCCAAGUAUUCUCCCCUUGUACAUACCCGUAGAUACCCACCAGGUGUUUCAUUUUUACUUCAUCUGUACAAAUUAUUUUCAGUGUAAUUUGCGGGCUACAAUCUAAAGUGUGUAGUUAAAAUCAUACACAAACACAUUACUACUACAGUUUUGUCUAUUCUGUGUUGCCUCAGAAGUUUGCAUCGUAAUUGUUGUAAAUUUUGUACAGUUUGAAAACGUGUUGAUCGUCUUGUUUCAUGAACGCUAUUUAUUAUUGCCAUGUGUCUUUGAAAAAGAUGUAAAAGAGAGCACUGAAUUUAUUCAUUUAUGCCUUCUGUGUAAUGGUAUGAACCGUGUACAGUCAAAUCUAUACGAGGAAAAUAAAGCUGAAUUGUCUUUGGGUUA
Molecule: messenger RNA, 3862 nt
Organism: Etheostoma spectabile (orangethroat darter)
Lineage: Eukaryota; Metazoa; Chordata; Actinopteri; Perciformes; Percidae
Gene: lhx4
Product: LIM homeobox 4
Exons: 6
Coding region: 358-1527 (389 amino acids)
Biological process (GO): regulation of transcription by RNA polymerase II; neuron differentiation
Cellular component (GO): nucleus
Molecular function (GO): RNA polymerase II transcription regulatory region sequence-specific DNA binding; zinc ion binding; DNA-binding transcription factor activity, RNA polymerase II-specific
Source: RefSeq, a predicted model, not a curated record